Messenger RNA from Gracilinanus agilis (Agile Gracile Mouse Opossum), 1652 nucleotides. RefSeq names its product coiled-coil domain containing 102B (gene CCDC102B). Lineage: Eukaryota; Metazoa; Chordata; Mammalia; Didelphimorphia; Didelphidae. The record is from RefSeq and is a predicted model, not a curated record. The coding region runs from base 120 to 1652 and encodes 510 amino acids. The transcript has 9 exons.
GAAAUUCAGUUGUUUACACAUGUGUCUGUAACACUGAGAAGCAAGAGCAGCCCAGCAAGCCCAGAGGGUUUACCCUGCCCCGGUUGCUAAGAGAACUUUCAGACAUCAAACUGUGAAGCAUGAAUUUAGAUUCCAUUCACAAGUUAAUUGAAGAAACGCAAAUUUUCAAGCUCCAGCAAUCUUCCCUGGGCUCACCUUGUGAACCAGCAGUACCUGCCUCACCACUUCAUGAACCCUGUAAUUCUUAUUUACCACCCCAAGGCUUACAUUCAUAUGGUGCCCGGAACGUCUAUGCUCACUCCUACAGGGACAAUGACUGGGAUAUCUGUGAAGAGCUUCGAGUUCGAGAACUUGAAGAAGUCAAAGCCAGAGCUGCCCAAAUGGAAAAAACCAUGCGCUGGUGGUCAGACUGCACUGCCAAUUGGAGAGAGAAAUGGAGUAAAGUCCGAAUAGAAAGGAAUAAAGCCAGAGAAGAAGGAAGGCAGCUCAGAAUAAGGUUAGAGAUGACAAUGAAAGAAUUAAGUGCCCUCAAAAAGAAACAAAGUUCACAAAACGAAAAGGAGACAUUGGAUACUGAAAACAUCUGGAAGGAGAAACCUAGUCUUCUUGAAGUCUCCUGUUCACAGGAUGCUCAAUUUCCAAUGGCUUCCCAGGAAUAUGAUCCUAAUAGGGUCAAUUUGGAAAAAACACACGUUUCUAUUAAAGAAAAUAUAAACAAGAAGGAAAUAGAAAUGGUUGCCAACCCAGUAAAAUUCAACCAGGAUUUGGAUUUACAGUGCUCUGACUUCUUCGUAAAAGGUAUAUCUGGCACCUGUGUGACAAAGCCUACACUGAGGCUGGAUAAUGUAGCACCACCAUUGGGGAAGGAAUUAACCCAGAUUUCAACCCUAAAGUUUCAUUUGGAUGAGUCUCAGAAAAUUUUAUGGAAGGAAAGAGAAAUGCGUUCAUCUUUGGAAAAAGAAGUUGAAUUACUUGAGUCAGCAUUAUCUCUCUGGAAAUGCAAGUAUGAAGAAAUAAAAGAAUCCAAAGAGAUGACUUUAAACCAGUUUAACAUAUUUCAUGAUCGACAAGGAAAUGAAGUGGAAAAGGUUUCAGAAGAAAGAGAGGAUGAAGCCAAUUGUCAAACCAGAAAGGACAGAGUAAUAUGUGAGCUGAGAGCAGAGCUGGAGAGACUACAGGCUGAGAACACCUCAGAGUGGGGUAAGAGAGAAAUACUUGAAACCGAAAAACAAAGCCUAGAGAGAGACAAUAGAAGGUUAAAGGCUCAGGUGAAAGAAAUGGAAGAGCUUUUGGAUAGAAAAAAUCCAUUAACUGCAACCUCUCAAGGUCCUGAUUUGAAGACAUCACAAAGUGAGCUAUUUGAGAAAAACAAGGAGCUGGCUGAACUUCAACAUGCCUACUGCAAACUGAACAGACAGUACCAGGAUAAAAUGGCAGAACUGAUUCAUGCAAACCACAGAGUGGAUCACCAUGAGGCAGAAGUAAAGAAGCUGAGAUUUCGAGUGGAAGACCUAAAAAAAGGGCUCAACCACGCAGAAGAUGAGCUUGAUGACUCACUCAACCAGAUUCGUAAACUUCAGCAAUCCCUGGACCAGCAAGUAGAAAAGAAUGAUAAUCUACAGAUUCAGCUUAAUCAUCUACAAAGCAGGUAG